AACAUGACAUAAAAGUAUAUUUUGUUUACAUACAACUGCACCGUGUCUAGCAAAUUUGAAAUUUUCAAUUCAAUCGAAUAAAAGUCACAGAAGACACGGAAUUAUUUUGCUACGAAAAUUUCAAAUUUCAAAAAUAUGUGUCGAUAUUCUUCUAACGCUUAAAUUGUAGUAAAAAAUUCAUAAAUAAUUUGAUUUCAUCAAUGAGUCAUAACGUUUGUAAAGCAAACCGACCAACAACAAACAACGGCAGAAACACGUGAAAAACGGAGCGUGUAUGGUGAAGUUCGCAUUACGAAGCUGAAAAUCGUUUUGAGUGAAAAAUAGAGAAUUAAAAAUUUUACGACAGUGAGCGAUUCUCAGAACCAACAAAAAAUGGCCGUUUUCAAAUUUGAUAUACGCAGCCUCUUUCCAAAACCUAUUGUGAAGGUCGACUCCAGCCUGUUGCCACACACGUUUCACGGCAAUCGGCGGCAAGCACUCGAAGCUACAGCCAAAAUGUCAGCCAUUAUUGAUCAUUUGGGACAGCUGUCGGCCAUCGCGCAAAAACUGAAUAUACCCAUUACAACGGCGCAGAAACUACGUAAGUCUGACAAUCAAAUCGUCUACCUGAUGGCCGAUCUGGGUGAGUUUAAUAGUGGGCGUAGCGAUGAAGUUGUAGGCUUGCUUAAAAUCGGCAUGAAGGAUUUGUAUCUCUUCGAUGAGCUCGGUCAAUCACGUAAGGUGGACAAUGCACCCUGUAUACUGGAUUUCUAUGUACACGAUAAGCGUCAACGCAGCGGUUUGGGUAAAAAACUUUUUCAAACCAUGUUAAGCGAAGAGAAAUGGGAGCCUGUCAAGUGUUCGGUGGAUCGACCGUCGGAGAAACUUUUGGGUUUCUUAAAGAAACACUAUGGGCUGGAGCGUGUCAUACCGCAAGCGAAUCAUUUUGUGCUCUACGAUGGUUUCUUCGAGCAGGAUAAAGCCAAUGAGCAGCCAAAUGUAAUGACGCGUUCGCGUAGAAUGCUUAUGGCCAAUAGAUAUCUAUAGAGAUUGACUUCGACCUAACACCAACUAACUAUACUUAUAAUAAUUUAUACAAAAUUUUUAUAUUUUAUUGAUGUUUAUAAUAUUGUGUAAUGAUCUUAAUAGAGCACAUUAAACGUUUUUAUACCUUAUAUAUAAAUUUAAAAAUAUAUAUUUAGUUACUCGA
Molecule: messenger RNA, 1189 nt
Organism: Bactrocera oleae (olive fruit fly)
Lineage: Eukaryota; Metazoa; Arthropoda; Insecta; Diptera; Tephritidae
Product: alpha-tubulin N-acetyltransferase 1
Biological process (GO): alpha-tubulin acetylation
Cellular component (GO): microtubule
Molecular function (GO): tubulin N-acetyltransferase activity
Source: RefSeq, a predicted model, not a curated record